UCAACUAAAAUGCGCCAUUCAGAGAACUAAAGAUAUAUAAGUACCCGGUUAGAGAGCACGUUAUAUAAGCAUUGAUAAACAUCACAUUGCCAGUAGUGUUCUCCCAGCAUCCCGACAGUUCACUGCUGAAUGUCAUUACUGUCCUACGUAGGUCGUACGUCCGAUAACAUUCCGUUAGUUUCGUUCGUAGCGAACGGUAGUAUACUUCGAGUGUUUCCGAUUCUUACGAGUAGUUGUUAACGUGCAACAUGAGUUUCCACGACGUGGUUAUCGUAUCUGCUGUCAGAACUCCUAUUGGAAACUUUUGUGGAAACUUAUCGACAUUAAAAGCAUCAGAUUUAGGAUGUAUUGUGAUGAAAGAAUGUCUUGCAAAAGUCAAUGUAGAUCCAUCCGAAGUAUCCGAAGUCAUUUUAGGACAGACGUUAACAGCAGGCCAAGGUCAAAAUCCAGCAAGACAGGCAGCUAUUAAAGCAGACUUCCCACUACGUGUUCCUGCUUAUCAGCUUAAUAUGUUAUGCGGUUCUGGACUAAAGGCAGUUACAAAUGGUUAUCUAUCUUUAAAAAGUGGAGAGAGUAAUAUUGUCGUAGCAGGAGGUCAAGAAAAUAUGAGUUUAGCGCAACACUCAAUUUAUCUUAGAAAUGGUAUUAAACUUGGAGAUGGUGGUUUGGUUGAUACAUUAUUAAACGAUGGAUUGACCGAUGCAUUUACUUCUAUUCAUAUGGGAGUAACAGCUGAAAACAUUGCAACGGAUAUGAAAAUAACUCGAGAAGAACAAGAUCGUUAUGCAACCUUAUCUCAACAAAAAACAGCUACUGCCAUUUCAGCAGGAUACUUUGAUAAAGAAAUUGUUCCUGUACCAGUAGUAAAUAAAAAUGAAACUAUUCUUAUAACUAAGGAUGAAUUUCCUAAACCUGCAACUACUUUUGAGGAUCUUUCGAAAUUGAAACCUAUUUUUGUUAAGAAUAAUGGAACUGUUACUGCUGGUAAUGCAUCUGGUAUAAAUGAUGGAGCAGCAGCAGUAGUUCUUAUGACAAAAGAAGAAGCAUUGAAAAGAGGUUUGAAACCAUUAGCUCAAAUUGUUGGAAUGGCUGAAAGUGGAGUAGAGCCACGUGUCAUGGGUCUUGGUCCAGUACCAGCGAUUGAAUUACUUUUACAAAAAAUCAAAUGGAGUAAAGAUGAGGUAGAUCUUUAUGAAUUGAAUGAAGCAUUUGCUGCACAAGCACUGGGAUGUAUUAAGAAACUUGAUAUUGAUCCUAAGAAAGUUAAUGUUAAUGGUGGUGCUAUUUCUUUGGGUCAUCCUAUUGGAUGUUCUGGAGCUAGAGUUUUAGUAACUUUGAUUUAUGCAUUAGAAAGAACAGGAGGAAAGAAAGGUAUUGCAUCAUUGUGUAUUGGCGGAGGAAUGGGCAUUGCCAUAGCUAUAGAAAGAAAAUAACAGUUUAUAUUGAUUAUUUUUAUUAUUUACUAUGACAAAAUUUACAAUUUUUGUUUUU
This is a messenger RNA of Polistes dominula (European paper wasp), 1491 nucleotides long. It is a transcript of the gene Acat2, whose product is annotated as Acetyl-CoA acetyltransferase 2. The record is from RefSeq and is a predicted model, not a curated record. Gene Ontology annotation, molecular function: acyltransferase activity, transferring groups other than amino-acyl groups. Lineage: Eukaryota; Metazoa; Arthropoda; Insecta; Hymenoptera; Vespidae.